AUGAUUACUCCUCGUAAUUCAAGCAUUUGUGUCGACCAAUUCUUGCUAUCUUGUUCAGAGCUAGUUGAAUGCGAAGGCGCAAACAAUACUUGUAAUGAACCGGAACAUUUGUGUUUGAAUCAUUCUCGAUGUCAUGAUUUUCCUAUUUGUUAUCCAGUACCGAGCUUCAAUGAACAACUCUGUCCACCGAUCAGUACAACGACAACUACAAGCACUGCUACAACAACAACUGAAACAACAACCACGAGCACUGCUACAACUACAACUGAAACGACAACUACAAGCACUGCUACAACAACAACUGAAACAACAACUGAAACAACAACCACGAGCACUGCUACAACCACAACUGAAAUGACAACUACAGCAGAAAGUACAAGUGCGAAUUCAACCACAAUGAUGAGUCCAACUUUAGAGACUGCUCAAGAGCUAGGCUUUCUUCUAGUUAAUAUUUCUGCUAAUGCCACAUGGAUACAGAACGGAACGACUAUUGCUGGAGGCAAAGAGCUAGGUGAUGCCACCAAUCAACUGAACAACCCUCAUGGUGUCUGCGUUGAUCAUGAUCAAACAGUGGUUAUUGCUGACUACGGAAAUCAUCGUAUCAUCGAAUGGAAAAAAGAUGAUACAACGAAUGGACAAGUUGUUGCUGGCGGCAAAGGCCCAGGAAAUGGAUUACAUCAAUUGGAUCGACCAACUGAUGUAUUAAUUGACAAUGAGGCGGAUAGUCUCAUAAUUUGUGAUCGAAACAAUCAACGAGUCGUACGAUGGUCUCGUCAAAUUGGCACAACACAAGGAGAAAUCCUUAUCGACAACAUCACUUGUUAUGGAUUAGCUUUGGAUGAACAGAGAUAUCUCUAUAUAUCUCACUACGAAAAACAUGUAGUAAGAGGAUAUGAGUUGAGUGAUAAGAAUGGCACUCUUGUGGCUGGUUUCAAUGGCGAAGGUAAUGCUCUCAAUCAACUCAACGGGCCGACAUAUCUCUUUGUCGAUCGACAACAAAAUGUGUACGUAUCAGACAACAAAAAUCAUCGUGUAAUGAAAUGGGCUAAAGAUGCAAAAGAAGGAAUUGUGGUCGCUGGAGGAAAAGGCGAAGGGAAUGCUCUGACACAGUUGAAUUCUCCUUACGGCAUCUUCGUCGAUAUGUUGGGUACACUCUAUGUUGUAGAUAGGUUCAAUGAUCGCGUAAUGCGUUGGACUCAAGAAGCAGAAGAAGGCACUGUAAUUGUGGGUGGAAAUGGUCAAGGAGCAGGUGCAAACCAGUUCAACUACCCCGUUUGUUUGUUUUUCGAUCGACACAGUAAUCUCUAUGUCGCUGAUCGGUAUAAUAAUCGUGUUCAACAAUUUUCUAUCGAAUAA
Rotaria socialis is the source of this 1356-nucleotide messenger RNA. The record is from the annotation of a GenBank genome assembly. NCBI's taxonomy places the organism in Eukaryota, Metazoa, Rotifera, Eurotatoria, Philodinida, Philodinidae.